CAGAUAUGUUUUUAAGUGUGAGAUUCACACUAUUAUAUAUUUCAAAAGAAAGAUCUAACGAUCAUUGAUUACACUACCUAUCGUUUUCACUGCAGGCACCCCCAUUCGCCGUCCACACGGAUACUUUGAAAUUCUCGAGUGUUUGCCUCCCAAGAUACAUAUAUAUAUCACCAAUAAUGUGAAUACAUGAAUAUUCUCAUUCACGUACCUUCUAUUUUAGAUGCAUUCCCACCUCUUCAUCUCCUUUCACUACAUAAAGAGAUGAUUCACUUAUUCAGCUAUAACAAUCUUCCACAUGAAUGAAAAACUAUCUAACGUAUGAUGAAACAGACACAUAAGAGAGUACAACAAAAAAGAACAUGUAUAGAGAUGGAUUUUUAAACGUGCUUCAAAUGAGAUUCGAACUCAACUUGAGCUUGUGACGAACAAAGAUUUUACCGAGCCAAAUCGAGCUCGAAUAGCUCGGUUCAUGUACAACCCUAGCUAGGACAAGGAAGGUUGGUAGAACAAAGAGUCCUUGGGAUUUUUGGGGAUGCCAAGCUUGUGGCCGCAUCAUACCUAAAUAUAUGGUAGAUUGGGUUUUCCAUUUAUUCAGACAACCCAUGUUUAAAAAAUGAAGUUAUUCAAUGACAAUGACCAAAAUAGUAUUUUGUGAGGGCUAAAUUUUGAAGUAUAACGUAUCUGUUGACAAGAAAAAAAAAUGUGGCUGAUCAAACUAUGGAGGAUCUAAAUAUGACCACAUGAAUCAAAUUGAUAACUAAGAAUCACGAAAUCCCCCUAACAAUCUCAAGAAAAUCCAUCAAAGCUUUCACUGAUUGGCUGGGAAAGUGAGUAGGAUUUUUGAGUCCUAGUCAUCACCUCCUGAACCAAUGAAGAUAAAGGAGCAGAUCCACAUGGAUAGGAAUGUGGGACUAUACCAGACCCUUUAUAAGAGAAACCAUCUACUCCCAUUUCAUUCAUUCAUUCAUCAAACACCACAUUCACUGAACAGCAGCACCCACAUCCUCAACCUCAAGGCAUGGCAACUGUGACUCUCUCGUCUUCAUUCACAGGCAAAGUCAUUCCUACGAAUGCACAGAAAGAAUUUCAAUCAGUAAUCCCCAGUAGCAAUGGUAGAAUCUCAAUGAGAAAGACGACAGGAAAGGCAGCUGCCUCCUCUGGAAGCCCCUGGUAUGGCCCUGACCGGGUCAAGUACCUUGGACCUUUCUCUGGUGAGUCUCCAUCUUACCUUACCGGAGAGUUCCCUGGCGAUUAUGGAUGGGACACUGCAGGUCUAUCAGCUGACCCAGAAACCUUUGCCAAGAACAGGGAGCUUGAGGUUAUUCAUUCUAGGUGGGCAAUGCUUGGGGCUCUGGGAUGCGUUUUCCCAGAACUCCUUGCCAGGAAUGGGGUCAAGUUUGGUGAGGCAGUAUGGUUCAAGGCUGGUGCUCAAAUCUUCAGCGAGGGUGGCCUAGACUAUCUGGGGAACCCCAGUCUAGUCCAUGCUCAAAGCAUUUUAGCCAUUUGGGCUACUCAGGUUAUCCUCAUGGGAGCCGUUGAGGGUUACCACAUUGCAGGAGGACCACUCGGAGAGGUCACUGACCCUCUGUACCCAGGUGGCAGCUUCGAUCCCUUGGGGCUUGCUGACGACCCAGAGGCAUUUGCAGAGCUUAAGGUGAAAGAGCUUAAAAAUGGACGCCUUGCCAUGUUCUCCAUGUUUGGUUUCUUUGUGCAAGCUAUUGUUACAGGAAAGGGACCUCUAGAGAACCUGGCCGAUCACCUUGCAGAUCCUGUGAACAACAAUGCCUGGGCUUAUGCAACAAACUUUGUCCCUGGGAAGUGAGAUUGCAAUCUGGAAAAAAAAAGAAGAAAAAAAGAACAUCCGCUAAUUCAUGUUUGUCAUGUAAAAACAGUUUGAACAUUACAACCUGAAAUAUUGGCACGAAUAGUUCAAAAGCUGAGACAGCUUUUAUUUAAUUAUACUGUUGUGACAAAUUUCAAAAAGCUGCUGCAGUUAAACUGCCUCUUUUCAAUUCAA
Messenger RNA from Tripterygium wilfordii, 2017 nucleotides. RefSeq names its product chlorophyll a-b binding protein of LHCII type 1-like. Gene Ontology annotation, biological process: photosynthesis, light harvesting in photosystem I; response to light stimulus. Gene Ontology annotation, cellular component: plastoglobule; chloroplast thylakoid membrane; chloroplast envelope. The transcript has a single exon. The record is from RefSeq and is a predicted model, not a curated record. Lineage: Eukaryota; Viridiplantae; Streptophyta; Magnoliopsida; Celastrales; Celastraceae. Bases 1019 to 1822 code for a protein of 267 amino acids.